Lodderomyces pseudojiufengensis is the source of this 1470-nucleotide messenger RNA. RefSeq names its product Cox15p (gene COX15). Gene Ontology annotation, molecular function: oxidoreductase activity, acting on NAD(P)H, heme protein as acceptor. The transcript has a single exon. The record is from RefSeq and is a predicted model, not a curated record. The coding region runs from base 1 to 1470 and encodes 489 amino acids. Gene Ontology annotation, biological process: heme A biosynthetic process. Gene Ontology annotation, cellular component: mitochondrial inner membrane. Lineage: Eukaryota; Fungi; Ascomycota; Pichiomycetes; Serinales; Debaryomycetaceae.
AUGUUCUCAAGGUCUGGAUUUUAUUUCACAAAGAAUUCAACUGUUCUAACAUCAUUAGCUCGUCAUCCAUCAUGUAAACCUAAUUUAAUACUUAAUAAAAUAAAUUCACCUACUUUAAAACAAUUUAAAUUCAAUCAAUUAUACAAAUUAUUCAGACCAAAAAGAUCAUAUACAACAAUUGCAUCAUCAUCAUCUCCAAUUACAACAAAUUUAAAAAGUAAAGUUUCUACUAAUCUAAAUCCAUCAUCAAAUUUAAUAACACCACCAAAAUCAGUUGGUAUAUGGUUAAUAGGUACAUCUACAUUAAUAUUUGGUAUAGUAGUAUUAGGAGGAUUAACAAGAUUAACAGAAUCAGGAUUAUCAAUAACUGAAUGGAAACCAGUUACUGGAUCAAUCCCACCAUUAAAUGAAAAAGAUUGGGAAGAAGAAUUUAAUAAAUAUAAAAAUUCACCAGAAUUUAAACAAUUAAAUUCUCAUUUAACUUUAGAAGAAUUUAAAUUUAUAUUUUUAAUGGAAUGGAGUCAUAGAUUAGUUGGAAGAUUUAUUGGAUUAGUAUUUAUAAUACCUGCUAUAAUUUUUUGGUCAAGAAAUAAGUUUAAUCCAAGAGUAACUAAAAGAGUUAUUGGAUUAACUGGAUUAUUAGGAUUACAAGGAUUUAUUGGUUGGUGGAUGGUCAAAUCUGGAUUAGAUGAAGAAGAAUUAAAAGAUAGAAGAUCAAAACCUACUGUUUCUCAAUAUAGAUUAACUACUCAUUUAGGUGCUGCAUUUUUAAUGUAUUUAGGUGUAUUAUAUACUGCAAUGGAAAUUUUACAAGAAAAUAAAAUUAUAAAAACAAUUAAAAAAGGUGGUGAAUUACAAUUUUUAAAAAUUGAAAAAUUAAUUAAUCAAUUAAAUAAUCCAGCUUUAAUUAAAUUAAGAUAUGUUUCAUAUGGGCUUUUAGCAUUAACAUUUCUAACAGCAAUGUCAGGUGGAAUGGUUGCAGGAUUAGAUGCAGGUUUAAUUUAUAAUACUUUCCCUCAUAUGGGAGAUAAUUGGAUACCUUCAAAAAAUGAAUUAAUGGAUCCAGUUUAUUCAAGAAAUUCAAAUGAAUCAGAUUUAUGGUGGAGAAAUUUAUUAGAAAAUCCAACUACUGUUCAAUUAAUUCAUAGAAUAAUGGCAACAACUACCUUUUUUUCAAUAUUAGUUACUCAUGUUUAUUGUAAUAGACGUAAAAAUAUAGUUCCAAGACAAGCAGAUAUAAUGAUGAAAACAAUGAUGGGAUUUUUAACAUUACAAGUUACUUUAGGUAUAACUACAUUAAUUUAUUUAGUACCUAUUCCAUUAGCUGCAGCUCAUCAAGCUGGUGCAUUAGCUUUGUUAACUACUGCAUUGGCUUUUGUAUCAAGAUUAAGAAAACCAAGACCUGAAUUUGUUUCAUAUAUUAAUAAACUUAUGAAGAAUCAACUAUUAAAAAGUAAAAGAAUCGUGUAA